GUCAAUUACUAGACUUCUAAAAUUCAUGCAGAAACGCGCUUCGAAGUCGACCGUUACCAAGUAGUGAGCACGCGCAACGCGCUAGCAGCACCCACGAUGCCUCCAGCAAAGCGAGUCAAGAGCAGCGCGGCGGCACGGCCGAGCGCGAACUCGGGUCGGCCGACAACAGAUGACCUGGAAGGCGAGAGCGAGUUCGCGACACUCGCGCGACAGCACUGGCUCAAGACGUCCAAACGCGCCACCCGCGUCAAGGUCAAGAACGACGUGCUCAAGCGCGAGAUAUGGGACACCCUCGAGAAGGAAAACUUUCCGCUCAAGUCGCUACUGGUGCUGGAGGGCCUACAGACUCUGGAGAGCUACUUGUGGCCUGGCUAUGGCGAAGAAUCUUCCAACUACCACGUUCUUCUGAUCGUCCUGAUCGUCAAUGCCAAGCGGAGGGAGCGCCUGGAUACCUGGGAUAUCUUCAAUGGCCGCCCAGCCGACUUUUCGGACCUCUUCCGCCGCGCGCUGUCCAUGACGCUCGACAAUUCUCUUCCCUUGACCAUCAAGACCCACGUUCUCUUCUUCAUCAUCCACGCAUUCCAGAGCCUUGAUUGCGACAUUGUCCGAAAGGAGUGCGUCCCUCUUGUGGCUAUUUCCAUCUGGCACAACCUAUCGUCCGCCGAGAAGCGGGAUGAGCUGCUUGAUUCGAAACCUCAUCUGAGAAAAUCUUGGAGGGCGUCGGCUAAGCGAUACGACUCGGCCGACGAUGCCACAAAAGCGCGACUGCGCUUCGAGAGAUCCUGGCUAUAUACUUUAGUACUGGACUUCCUGACUCUGCUGUACUCGAAUAGUGCUAAGCAAGAACAUGUGCUAUAUUGCGAGCGUUUUGUCGAGUUCUUGACGGACCUCGAGAGCCAGCUCCCGACAAGACGCUAUGUCAAUUCCCUUUUGCAAGAUCUCCACGUACUGCCUGCUCUGAGCCUCUCGCCGGUGUAUAAUGACGAAGUAAACAACCUUUUGCGCGAUCUUUCUGCUCUCCUUUCUCACUAUACGUAUUUCAACGUGGAUGACCAGACAGGGGCUCAGCAUAACAGAACCGAGGCCUAUGACCGGCAUUGCCAGAGUCUGGCAAAGCUGCAGCGAACCGCCUUGAAACACUUUAAAGAGAAGCUGACCGUCUUGGCAUUGUCGAAUUACGGGUCCAUUGACAAGCGAUCAGAGCUUCAAGGGCUCCUUGAUCCUCUGACAGAUGAAGAGCUCCAGCAGCUGUUCAAGCUGUUGCACCUCCGAACUGCCUACCCGGAGCCCUCGAAGCUGUCUAUCGACCGCAGGUUUCUUGUCGAGGUCUUGUUGUCUACCUUUGAGCGGCGGAAGACCUUCCAGGACACUGCGCACGACCUGACUGUGCUCCCUACCGAGGAUACGCUUUUCGAGAUUGUCCUCGGGAGGACUGGCAAUUAUGAUGGCUCCCGGCCUCUGGCUCUCCCAAAGCUCAACCUGCAGUAUCUGUCGGUCGGUGACUUUCUCUGGCGGGCCUUGGUUCUCUACCGUUGCGAGUCCUUCUAUGCCAUCCGGCAGAAUAUCGAGGACGUCUUGACUAGGUUAAAACCCGAGUCUAAGCGGGCAGGAGAGAUAACAUUCACGGGCUUCUCAAAAAUGGCUUUGCCCAUCGCAAAACCAACUAUUCUCGAAGUUGUCCCACCCGCCGUUGGCAGCGAUGUUCCGUCAAAGGUGCGAGCCGAAGUUAGCAUUGAUGUGCGGAAACUAUCCGAACAUGUCCGACGCGAGUGGGAGUCGUUGCGCCCUGACGACGUAGUCUUCCUUCUUGCAGUGGAUGCUUCAAGGACGAAGAUGGCGGCAAAUGGCGGCAGCCCUUUGACCGAAGCCGAGAGGCUUGGUCUAGUCUCAGUCCGCGCUGCCGAGGUUAUCCAAAUCUUGGACGACAAGGGGCGGGCGAUCCGUGACGCCCAAGCUUAUUUUGAUGGGCACAGCCGAAGUGGUUCAAGAACUGUUCAGCUCCGACUUGACGCAAAGGCUUACAUGGAGGACACGGAUGGCAAGCGGAAUAUCUAUGAUUCAAUCAACCUCAUUGUCCGCCGAAGCGGGCGCGAAAACAACUUCAGACCGGUGCUGGAGUCUAUCAGGGAUCUUGCCUUAUCCGACGUCCCGCUGGCUUCUUGGCUCCAUGAGGUCUUCUUAGGAUAUGGGGACCCAGCUGGUGCUAACUACAAGCAGCUCUCCAACCGCGUCAAGAAGAUCGACUAUCGAGAUACCUUUUUGGACUGGCAUCACCUCAUCGAAAGCCUCCCGGGAAAGACCGUCGAGCCUGACGAUGACGUAUCGGGGAGUUUUGGUCCCCCGUAUGUCCUCGAGAAUGUUGACCGGCCAGUUGAGCAGAUUGCCUCGAAACCUUCCAAGAAGAGGAGGCGCGAUGCCGAGCCAGCUCUCAUCGCCGAUAUCGAGACGUUGAAAGUCUCAACUUAUAAGCCGCCGAACAACGGGCCUUAUCCAGUCGACGCGCCAAAGCUCAAUGCUGUGCGAUUCACACCCACCCAGAUCGAUGCCAUAAUUUCUGGCACACAACCGGGGCUGACGAUAGUCGUCGGCCCUCCGGGAACAGGCAAGACCGACGUCGCCACUCAAAUCAUAAACAAUAUAUACCACAACUUCCCGGAGCAGAGAACGCUACUCAUCGCACACAGCAACCAAGCCUUGAAUCAGCUAUUUGCCAAGAUAGUUGCUUUAGACAUUGAUGAGCGCCACCUUCUACGGCUGGGCCAUGGCGAGGAAGAUCUAGAAACCGAGGGCAGCUUUAGCAAGCACGGGAGAGUGGAAUCGUUCUUAGAAAACCGAGACCGCUAUCUCCAGGAAGUUAACCGUCUCGCCGCUACCAUAGGGGCGCCAGGUGCUCACGGGAACUCGGCCGAGACUGCUGGUUACUUCAACGCUGUCUACGUGGAACCGGCAUGGGCCAAGUUCACAGAUCUCACCAAGGCCGAAGAUAUAACUGCAGAGACCAUUGUCAAAGCAUUCCCUUUCUACUACUACUUCGCUGAUGCUCCUCAGCCCCUUUUUGCUCCAGACGCGGAUCGUGAGACCGUGUUGGAGGUUGCAAACGGCUGUUACCGGCACAUUUCGAAAAUCUUUGCCGAGCUGGCGGAUGUUCUGCCCUUCGAGAUUUUACGCCGCGAGAGGGACAAGGCCAACUAUUUACUGACAAACGAAGCUCGAAUCAUUGCCAUGACCUCGACUCAUGCUGCGAUGAGAAGAAAAGAGAUUGUGUCUCUUGGCUUCCAUUACGACAACGUCGUCAUGGAAGAAGCUGCUCAGAUCACUGAGAUUGAGAAUUUCAUCCCACUGGCCCUUCAGAAGCCCAAGGACGGACAGAUGGCUUUGCAAAGGGUGGUUCUAUGCGGCGACCAUUACCAGAAUUCUCCCGUGAUCCAGAACCUGGCGUUCCGACAUUAUGCAAACUUGGAACAGUCUCUCUUCUCUCGGCUUGUCCGCCUUGGUGUCCCAACCAUCAGCCUCGACCAGCAAGGGCGUGCUCGCCCUUCGAUCGCAGAUCUGUAUAGGUGGCGGUAUCCCCAGCUAGGCGACCUUCCGCACACGCAGAGUCACAAGGAAUUCUUGACGGCAAAUGCCGGCUUCAGGUUCGACUAUCAGUUUAUCAACGUCCCCGACUACAAAGGCAGGGGGGAGUCAGAGCCCACGCCUCACUUCAUCCAGAAUCUGGGCGAAGCCGAGUAUGCUGUGGCCAUAUUCCAGUAUAUGCGACUCUUGGGCUAUCCAGCUGCCAAAAUCAGCAUUCUCGCUACAUAUGCAGGUCAGAGGGCCCUAAUCAAAGAUGUGCUAGCCCAUCGGUGCGCCAAAUCCCCCGUUUUCGGUCUGCCGAGGAUCGUUACCACUGUCGAUAAAUAUCAGGGCGAGCAAAACGACUGUAAGUCCACUGUCCGCCCCUAGUGCUGUUGAGAAAUGGAGCCUUGUGAAUACUAACACGUCUCUGCAGACAUCAUUUUGUCGUUGACGCGUACCUCGAAGGUGGGAUAUCUUCGUGACAUCCGCCGUCUCACAGUGGCCCUCUCU
Messenger RNA from Lasiosphaeria miniovina, 4068 nucleotides. RefSeq names its product P-loop containing nucleoside triphosphate hydrolase protein. The record is from RefSeq and is a predicted model, not a curated record. Lineage: Eukaryota; Fungi; Ascomycota; Sordariomycetes; Sordariales; Lasiosphaeriaceae. Gene Ontology annotation, molecular function: helicase activity; mRNA binding. Gene Ontology annotation, cellular component: catalytic step 2 spliceosome. The transcript has 5 exons. Bases 97 to 3945 code for a protein of 1282 amino acids. Gene Ontology annotation, biological process: mRNA splicing, via spliceosome.